Molecule: messenger RNA, 3145 nt
Organism: Cherax quadricarinatus
Lineage: Eukaryota; Metazoa; Arthropoda; Malacostraca; Decapoda; Parastacidae
Source: RefSeq, a predicted model, not a curated record
AAGUUUAUCAGAGUGAGUUGUACCAGUGGUACUAGUGGUACCAAUGGUACUAGUGGUACCAGUGCUACCAGUGGUACUAGUGGUACUAGUGGUACCAGUGGUACUAGUGGUACCAGUGGUACUAGUGGUACUAGUGGUACCAGUGGUACUAGUGGUACCAGUGGUACUAGUUGUACUAGUGGUACCAGUGGUACCAGUGGUACCAGUGGUACUAGUGGUACUAGUGGUACCAGUGGUACUAGUUGUACUAGUGGUACCAGUGGUACCAGUGGUACUAGUGGUACUAGUGGUACCAGUGGUACUAGUUGAAUUAUAAUACCAAUAUGAUGAGUUAGUAUAUAUAUGUAAUAUAAUAUACGGUAGUUGCUGGGAAGCUGGAAGACGAACACUGACACAAGUGGAUGUGAACAUCAAGUCUCAGGAUCUGUUUAACAUUGUACAUUGUGGUCAGGAUCACUGUCAGGUGAGGAGGAGCUUUAUAGUAGUGCCUUUGUAGUGGUUGGCAGAUAGUGAACCUUUGGAAUCUUCAGGUAGACACUUCCAGAUUUUCGGGCCUUUUAUGCGCACUGAAUUUUUACAUAGGUUGAGCGGGGCACAGGGAAAACCAGAGAGACUUUUGUGUCUUGUGUCAUGUUUGCGAGCUGUCUUACAGCCAGCACAAGAAUCAUACUAGAUUGAUUUUUAUUUUUACGUCAAGUGGUUGAUCUUGUGUCCACCUUCCUGUACGACAAUAUCAGCUGGUUGGUCUUGUGUCCACCUUCCUGUACGACAAUAUCAGCUGGUUGGUCUUGUGUCCACCUUCCUGUACAACACCAGCUGGUUGAUCUUGCGUCCACCUUCCUGUAUGACAACACCAGCUGGUUGAUCUUGCGUCCACCUUCCCAACGUGACAACAACAAUCUCCAUUGGUGGCUGGUCUGAAUACUAAUAUCACCUAUAAGAUAUAUCUGAUUUCUUUUUAUCAUUUAAAAAUUCAAAAAUUCUACAAUGCGUGUAUUAUUUCUUUGUCUGUUGUUUUAUUUAUGGGGGAAAGGAGGAGCCUUCCUGGGUGAGGAGGGGCGGGGAUGGGCGAAGAGGCCGGGCGGGGUGGAGUCGUUACCAGAAGUCGUGCUGGCGGCGUGGCAACACAGGGACAACGAGAUGACACCAUCCACCACGACUGCUUCUCCGAGCAGUCAGACAACACCGUCCACCACGACUGCUCCUCCUCCGAGCAGCUAGAGGGACACUGAGCCCAGCUCAUUGCAGGUUAUAAGGCGAUGGUGGAAGAGGAGACGCAGAGGGUUGAAGAAGUGGGUGAGGUCCAGCAACAACAGUGAAAGUCAGGUCGCCAGGCAGAGCAAUGAGACCAGUACCUGGACGGACAUGAGGAACCUGUGGAAGGCGAAGAUGAGAAGGUUGAACAACCUUAUGAAGGGUCGAGGAACUCAUCAGGGUAAGGAGGAGAAGAAAGUUCCAGAGGUAGUGGAAACGAAAGUUCCAGAAGUAGUGGAAAAGAAUGUUCCAGGGGUUAAGAGGAAAGUUCCAGAGGUAGUAGAGAAGAAAGUUCCAGAGAUAGAGGAGAAGAUUCCUUGGUUAGAGAAGGUAGUUCCUCAGGUAGGGGAAAAGAAAGUUCCCCAGGUAGAGGAGAAGAAAGUUCCCCAGGUAGAGGAGAAGAAAGUUCCCCAGGUAGAGGAGAAGAAAGUUCCCCAGGUAGAGGAGAAGAAAGUUCCCCAGGUAGAGGAGAAGAAAACAGUUAAAGAGGAGAAGGAGAGGGGAAUUAAAGUUUCACGGUCAAAAAAGAAGAAAAAUAAGAAAAAGGUUCGAAAAAAGAAAGAAGUAAAAGUGGUUCCCCAGAUAGUUGAGAAGAAAGUUCCUGAAGGAGAGAAUAAAGUUUCUGAGAUAGAGGAGAAGAAAGUUCCUGAGGGAUAGGAGAAGAAAGUUCCUGAGGGAGAGGAGAAGAAAGUUCCUGAGGGAGAGGAGAAGAAAGUUCCUGAGGGAGAGGAGAAGAAAGUUCCUGAGGUAGAGGAGAAGAAAGUUCCUGAGGUAGAGGAGAAGAAAGUUCCUGAGGGAGAGGAGAAGAAAGUUCCUGAGGUAGAGGAGAAGAAAGUUCCUGAGGGAGACAAGAAAGUUCCUGAGGAAGACAAGAAAGUUCCUGAGGGAGACAAGAAAGUUCCUGAGGAAGACAAGAAAGUUCCUGAGGGAGACAAGAAAGUUCCUGAGGGAGACAAGAAAGUUCCUGAAGGAGACAAGAAAGUUCCUGAAGGAGAGAAGAAGAAAGCUUCCCAGGGAAAGAAGAAAACUCCCAAGGGAAAGAAGAAAGUUCCCAAAGGAGAGAAGAAGAAAGUUCCCGCCGGUGCCUGACGGAGGAGGAGGACCCAGGAGGCAACACCAACACAUCCUCCUCCACCAUCUCCUGACGGAGGAGGAGGAGGAGGACCCAGGAGGCAACACCAACACAUCCUCCUCCACCAUCUCCUGACGGAGGAGGAGGAGGAGGACCCAGGAGGCAACACCAGCACAUCCUCCUCCACCAUCUCCUGACGGAGGAGGAGGAGGAGGAGGAGGACCCAGGAGGCAAACACCAACACAUCCUCCUCCACAUCUCCUGACGGAGGAGGAGGAGGAGGAGGAGGACCCAGGAGGCAACACCAACACAUCCUCCUCCACCAUCUCCUGACGGAGGAGGAGGAGGAGGAGGAGGACCCAGGAGGCAACACCAACACAUCCUCCUCCACCAUCUCCUGACGGAGGAGGAGGAGGAGGACCCAGGAGGCAACACCAACACAUCCUCCUCCACCAUCUCCUGACGGAGGAGGAGGAGGAGGAGGAGGACCCAGGAGGCAACACCAACACAUCCUCCUCCACCAUCUCCUGACGGAGGAGGAGGAGGAGGAGAGGAGGACCCCAGGAGGCAACACCAACACAUCCUCCUCCACCAUCUCCUGACGGAGGAGGAGGAGGAGGAGGAGGACCCAGGAGGCAACACCAACACAUCCUCUCCACCAUCUCCUGACGGAGGAGGAGGAGGAGGAGGAGGACCCAGGAGGCAACACCAACACAUCCUCCUCCACCAUCUCCUGACGGAGGAGGAGGAGGAGGAGGAGGACCCAGGAGGCAACACCAACACAUCCUCCUCCACCAUCUCCCUUCUUCUUUCCAUUAU